AAUUCCCUAAAUUGCCGUAAAAUGUCUCUCUUUAUAAAACAAAGUAGGAGCGGUGCGCAGAAAAUGUUAGUUCCACUACUGUUGGUGAUAACAAUGUUGGGAUAUGCGAUAUGUGUCUCUCUUUCUCUCUCUCUCUCUCUCUCUCUCUCUCUCUUUCUCUCUAGACAUGUACUCGAGAGCAGUCUUUCAUUUCUUACUCGUCUCUCGCUCGGAAAUCCAAAGACCAAAGAAUAAAUCUCUCUCGUGAAUAAAUUUAUUUGACUGUUUCUUUCAGUCGAAUGACAUAACGUGCGUCGGACUGCUUAAAGUCAAACAGUUUAAAACUAUUCGAGAAACUGCAGCAAUUUGUGUACACGCGCAUCCUUUGAUGAAACUGAAAUAGAAUAAUGGACGCGACAACCAAUUCUGAAAUGCUUCCAGUCGUGGCUGCGAUAGGAACGGUGGUUGUUAUAGGAGUAGCAUUUAAAAUAUAUAAAUCCUGGAAUGACAAAAAGAAAAAGUCGCCAAUAUUACUGGUUGAUCCAGUAGUUAAGUAUAGUUUACCUUUAAUCCAAAAAGAGAUAAUAAGUCAUGAUACCAGAAAGUUCAGAUUUGGAUUACCAACGCCAAAUCAUGUUUUGGGUUUGCCAAUUGGUCAACAUAUACAUUUAACAGCAAAAAUUGGAGAAGAGGUUGUAAUACGAUCAUAUACACCUGUUUCAAGUGAUGAUAAUCGAGGCUAUGUUGAUCUUGUUAUUAAGGUAUACUUUAAAAAUGUUCAUCCAAAAUUCCCCGAAGGAGGAAAAAUGUCUCAAUAUUUGGAAAACAUGAAAAUAGGGGAUACCAUUGACUUUAGAGGACCAUCUGGUAGACUGAUUUAUAAAGGACAUGGAAAAGUCAGUAUAAAACUUCUUAGGAAGGAACCACCUGUGGAAUAUAAUGUUAAAAAAAUGGUUAUGCUCGCUGGUGGUACGGGCAUCACACCGAUGCUGCAGCUAAUUCGCGCGAUAAUAAAGGAUCCUACAGACGAAACUCAAACCUCUUUGCUGUUCGCCAAUCAAACAGAAAAAGACAUUUUGUUGAAAAACGAAUUAGAUGGAAUCGCCAAAAAAUAUCCGAAUAAAUUAAAACUUUGGUAUACUCUAGACUCGAGUAGCGAAGGAUGGUCUUAUAGUACGGGAUACAUAAGCACUGAUAUGAUAGAAAAGCAUAUGUUUCCACCAUCACCUGAUACUAUCGUAUUAAUGUGCGGGCCACCUCCGAUGAUCAAUUUUGCUUGUACUCCGAAUCUCGAUAAACUUGGUUACGAUAGUAAAUUACGAUUCGCGUAUUAAUUGAUUUAUCAUUAAGAUCACAAAUACAGUAGACAGUUGCAUUUGAUGGAAAUUUACAUGCUUUUAGUACUUCAGUAAAAUUAAAGAUUAAAGGUUUUUUAUUUAAUUAAAUAUAUAAUCGAUUCUAUACAUACACACUAAUGAAAGAUCUCGAAAAUGUGCUCGAAAAUGUCAGAAAGAUCUAUUAGAAAAAAAAUAAGUUUAUUCAUAAAAACCUUAAACAGUAUUGAAAAUUGCCAUAAAAAUUAUUAACUUAAUCAUUGAAAUGCACUCAUACUAAUAGCAUAGUGACUGUUCCAUAUAACGAUGAUCUUAAAAAAGAUUUACAAGACUCGCCAAAAAGUCUUGUCCUUUUUUUGCUUACAUUUUUUUAUUGGGACAUAGGCUGUGAUUGGCAAAUGACACCUAAUUCUUAUAUUUCAAGUAGAGCUUAAUGUAAGAGAAAGGGGUUACAAAUAAAAUACAUUGUAAAAUGAAUAUUUGCCUUUGAUCACUAAAAUAUACUUUAUUCAAUCCUUUAUUCAAUUUAUAAUAAUACUUGCAUAUAUUAUUUUAUACAAAUAAUCUAUAUAUAAAAUAAAUGAAUAAAGUAUGUUGCUAGUGCAAAAAGGAAUAUUCAUAUAAAGUAUUAUGUAUCUCAAAGCAUUUAUUAAUAGAUUUGUUCGUGUUGCUUGAAACCUUCAAAAAUAUUUGCACUUGAAAUAUACAUUUAGCCGCUGAAAAGAAAGCGAAGAUUCUAAGUGCAAAAAAAUGUAAAUAACAUGAACAGGCAUAAUGUUAAACUCAUUAUAAUGUUAUUAAAAAAAAUUGAAAAUGUA
Molecule: messenger RNA, 2131 nt
Organism: Monomorium pharaonis (pharaoh ant)
Lineage: Eukaryota; Metazoa; Arthropoda; Insecta; Hymenoptera; Formicidae
Product: NADH-cytochrome b5 reductase 2
Exons: 4
Coding region: 387-1313 (308 amino acids)
Cellular component (GO): mitochondrion
Molecular function (GO): FAD binding; oxidoreductase activity
Source: RefSeq, a predicted model, not a curated record